CACUAUAGACCACACGUUUUCUUCGUUUCCUUGAAAUCCUUUUCACCAAUUACCAUCAUCAGCUGUGAGAGUGUGAUCUAUAUGAAUAUAAAAAAGUUAGAAUUCCCAUUACACAGUGAGUGGGAGACAUUACUCACUAGGCCUUACAGUGACCAAUAUAUUCUUUUACUUUCUCUCUUUUUGUCUCUAGAUUCUUAUUGAGCAAUAUAUUUUUCUCUGUUCUUGAUUCAAGAAUCAAAAUCAUCAAAGACUCAUGGCAUCAUCAAAAUUAUUACAUAGGGAUACUGAUGAUGAUCAGAAGAUGACGACUCUGUUUUCUCCUUACAAGAUGGGCAGAUUCAAUCUAUCUCACAGGAUAGUAUUAGCUCCAAUGACAAGAUGCAGAGCAAUUGAUGGGAUACCAAGAUCAGCUCAUGUUGAGUACUAUACUCAGAGAGCUACUCAUGGUGGAUUUCUCAUCUCCGAAGGGACUGCAAUCUCUCCCACUGCUGCAGGGUUUCCACAUUGUCCAGGGAUCUACACUGAUGUGCAAAUUGAGGCAUGGAAGAAAGUGGUGGAUGCAGUUCAUGUUAAAGGCUGCAUAAUUUUCUGUCAAUUAUGGCACGUCGGCCGUGCAUCUAAUCAAGUUUAUCAACCAGGUGGGACUAGUGCUCCUAUCUCAUCUACUAGUAUGCCAAUUUCGAAAAGAUGGAGAAUUUUAAUGCCAGAUGGGUCUUAUGGCAACUACCCAAAUCCCAGACCAUUGGAAAUCCCUGAAAUACUUGAAGUUGUGCAGCAUUACCGCCAAGCAGCAAAAAAUGCUAUCCGAGCAGGUUUUGAUGGAGUUGAAAUCCAUGGAGCUCACGGGUACCUUAUCGAUCAAUUUCUCAAGGAUGGGAUCAACGACCGGACUGAUGAAUAUGGUGGAUCCUUGGCAAACCGAACAAAAUUUUUAAUGAAAGUUACCCAAUCCGUAGCAAUAGCCGUUGGUCCAGACAGAGUCGGAGUUCGGGUGUCACCUGCAAUUGAUCAUUUGGAUGCAAUGGAUUCUGACCCCUUCCACCUCGGGUUAGCUGUGAUCAAGAACCUUAACAACCUUCAACGAGAUUUGGGUAACCAAAAACUAGCUUACCUACAUAUAACUCAACCUAGAUAUACAGCGUACGGGCAGACAGAAUCCGGCCGACCCGGUACAGAAGAUGAAGAAUUAAGAUUAAUGAGAGCUUGGAGAAAAGCAUAUGAAGGUACAUUCAUGUGCAGUGGUGGGUUUACCAAGGAACUGGGAAUGGAAGCAGUAGCCAAUGGUGAUGCGGAUCUAGUAUCCUAUGGUCGUUUAUUCAUAUCGAACCCGGAUUUGGUAACCAGAUUUAAGGUUAAUGCACCCUUAAACAAGUAUAAUCGAGCUACAUUUUAUACACCAGACCCAGUUGUUGGGUUUACUGAUUAUCCGUUUCUCGGCCAAGAAAACACAAAGAAAAAACAACCGUUAUCGCGUCUUUGAUUUUGCAUUGCUGAGUUUACUAUUGCUAAUUGUGUAAUCCAGUAAUGCAGCUAUAUACUGAAUAACUGAAAAGUCGGAUUGGUCUAAUGGUCUACUUUUGUCCUUUGAACUAUAGUUGGAUAGGCCUUAUGUUUUUCCUUCUAUGGCCGGAAGACUUGCAGUUGUCCUUCAUUUUAUUCUGAUCGUAGACUGUUUGUUAGUAUCUUCCAGAAAUGUUAAUUAAGAAUUGUUGGUAAGCUAGUGGCGGAUAUUUUCCGAAAAUGUUAAAUUUUCAAAUUAAAGUAUAUACUAUAUAUAUAGAAGAUCAAACCAGCCUA
Messenger RNA from Papaver somniferum (opium poppy), 1797 nucleotides. RefSeq names its product 12-oxophytodienoate reductase 3-like. Gene Ontology annotation, molecular function: FMN binding; oxidoreductase activity. The transcript has 4 exons. The record is from RefSeq and is a predicted model, not a curated record. Bases 254 to 1480 code for a protein of 408 amino acids. Gene Ontology annotation, cellular component: peroxisome. Gene Ontology annotation, biological process: oxylipin biosynthetic process; jasmonic acid biosynthetic process. Lineage: Eukaryota; Viridiplantae; Streptophyta; Magnoliopsida; Ranunculales; Papaveraceae.